AUGGAGGGUCACGAGGCUGGAUGGGAAGGUGUGCAGAGGCAAGGCCAGGUCAUAGGUGACUUUUUGAAUGCGUUUGGUCAGGGUUUAGGCGGAAUGUUCCACGAUCAUAUGAGACCCGCGACAACUCAAAUUUCCAGAGUUUACUGUGACGGACAAUCUGCCUCACGGUGGUCUUGGCCGUGGCCGAACGCGAGGAACUUAGGGAUAAAUAGCAGUCCUGCGAGAUUGAAACAUGAUAAGAAAACGUGGCAACCUGUGCCCAAGAGGAUGAUCUCGACGCUUGAUUUUGCGAUUCAUACCAUUGGAACUCGAGUCAGGCAGGCCGGUGCCGAGUUAGGCGCAUGCUUGGAGCACACACAACUCUUUGUGAUGAACACAGUGGGGAGUCGAGUAGGGCAGGCGGGAGCAGAUUUGGGAGCAUGUCUAGAGCAGCUCGCAGGAAACGUUUUGCAACAUCUACCUCGGCCAUUUUAUCGCACUCCCAGCUUAACCCUGAGUAUGUCCGGGCCGUCUUCUUACACAGGAUCAGUGGACUGCGUUCGGCCAGCCAUCGCUGAUUUGUCGAAAGUGGAAGGAGGCAGUGCAGAACGCAACAUUUUGUGGGUCUCAUCAACAUCAACCUCCAGCUCGAAGUCUCCCAAGUAUGCGAAUGGUCCAAACGGGCAGUCAUCCCAUACCACAGACGACGAGCUGGAUUCUAUAAUUUCGGGAAGUCCGCUCCACAAACGGAGCAAUGUGGUUGUGACAACCACUUAUGACAGCCAGACCCAGGAAAUUGAGAGUUCCCUAGUGGCUAGAGGUGACCUCUGGCGAGUGGAGGCGUCUCACGGGGGGCCUUCGACGCCUGGUAGUGGUAACACCCUGCUUUUUCUUCUCCAGCUUGGGCCGGUUCUGUUCGUGAGGGAUACAACAAUCCUAGUUCCCAUGCACCUCUCCAAGAAGAACGGAUUGCACUCUCUCUGUUUUGCUGUGUGGUCAAAGCACCGGAGAUGGCUGUCAAUGUCGAUGAUCUCGCUCAAUCCCAUUUCUUGCUCAUUUUUGGAUCUGCAGUUUCCAAAUGGUCAGUUGACGUAUGUUGCAGGAGAGGGUGUGACCGGCAGCGCUUUCUUGCCUGCUUUUGGGGGUCUUUUGCAAGCUCAAGGCAGGCUUCCGGGCAAUACAAAGAUCAGUUACUUCUACAAGAAUAUGUGGGGGACACGGUUUUCUCCGGGUAUUCAGCUCCCUGAUAAGUCAGUUUCUUUGGGAAUCUUGCAACCAUUGGCCUAG
Molecule: messenger RNA, 1266 nt
Organism: Marchantia polymorpha subsp. ruderalis
Lineage: Eukaryota; Viridiplantae; Streptophyta; Marchantiopsida; Marchantiales; Marchantiaceae
Source: the annotation of a GenBank genome assembly